Molecule: messenger RNA, 1734 nt
Organism: Mugil cephalus (flathead mullet)
Lineage: Eukaryota; Metazoa; Chordata; Actinopteri; Mugiliformes; Mugilidae
Gene: serpinb1
Product: serpin peptidase inhibitor, clade B (ovalbumin), member 1
Exons: 8
Coding region: 87-1403 (438 amino acids)
Biological process (GO): negative regulation of endopeptidase activity
Molecular function (GO): serine-type endopeptidase inhibitor activity
Source: RefSeq, a predicted model, not a curated record
CACGCGUGUCACACCCACAGACCGCUGCAGUCCGCCACCGGAGUCGGGGUCAGAGUCUGGUCCCUUUGCUCUUAAGUUCCGUAUAAAUGAGCAGGGGUGGUCCAGGGACUCGUCUUCUGUCUUCGUGCUGGGGCUCCUCGGGGAUUUCUGCGUUCUGCGCAUUACUUUCACUUUCUUACGCCCUGAAUCUGUGCGAGCGGUGCACGUUUGAAACGGAGGAUCAGGAAACAUCAUCAUCAUCAUCUUCCUCAUCAUCAGUCAUGGCCGCCAUCAGCAGCUCAAACACAGUGUUUUCUCUGGACCUGCUCCGGACCCUGAGCCAAGCGAACCCCAGCGGGAACAUCUUCGUCUCCCCGUUCAGCAUCAGCUCGGCCCUGGCCAUGGUUUACCUGGGAGCUAAGGGAGACACUGCUGCUCAGAUGGCUCAGGCCCUCUCGUUCAGUUCAGGUGAAGGCGUUCACGCUGACUUCCAGACGUUAAACGCCGACAUCAACUCCCCGUCUGCAUCGUACAUUCUGAAAGUAGCCAACAGACUUUACGGAGAACAAACCACCCACUUCCUGCCGGAAUUCUUGGAUGCUACGCAGAAGUACUACGAUGCCGACCUGAAGCCGGUUGAUUUCAUCGGGGCUUCGGAGACUUGCAGGGAGGAGAUCAACGCCUGGGUGGAGAACCAGACACAAAAUAAGAUAAAAGACCUUCUAAAGCCAGGAGCAGUGAACCCGAUGACUAGACUGGCUCUGGUCAACGCCAUCUACUUCAAAGGGAACUGGAAGAACCGCUUCAGUGCCGCCGACACCAAAGAGAUGCCCUUUAACGUGAACGGGGAUGAAACCAAGCCGGUCCAGAUGAUGUACCAGAUGAAGAAACUGCCCUACAACUACGUCCCUGAACACGGCCUUCAGAUCCUGGAGCUGCCGUACGUGGACGAGGAACUCAGCAUGUUCAUCCUGCUACCGGAAGACUCUGACAAAGGCACUGCGCCUCUGCUGAAGCUGGAGAAGGAGCUGACGCAGAGCAAGCUGGACGAGUGGACCGCCAGGGAAAACAUGGACACGCAGUCGGACGUCAUCGUUCACCUGCCGAAGUUCAAGCUGGAGGAGGACUACGAGCUGAACGAGCCUCUGGCGAAGCUGGGCAUGGCCGACGUGUUCUGCGGCGGGAAGGCCGACCUGACCGGCAUGAACAGCGAGGGGGGGCUCUUCCUGUCCACGGUGGCCCACAAGGCCUUCGUGGAGGUGAACGAGGAGGGCACGGAGGCGGCCGCCGCCACCGCCGGCAUGGUAUCGUUCUGCAUGCUGAGGGAGGAGCACUUCACGGCGGACCACCCCUUCCUCUUCUUCAUCAGGCACAACAAGACCAAGUCCAUCCUGUUCCUCGGCAGGUUCACGUCUCCUCAGUAGACGGAGCCGUCGGAGAAAUGAGGCGGGAACAGCUCGAUAAAAGAAGAAACGAUAGAUGGAAGAACUAUGCUGAUCAGCUGCAACAGUAAAACAAACCUGCUGCAAACAGCACCAAACCAACAUGAUGUUCAGAAAUAUCGUAAAGACCAGUGGUUUUAAUCUUGUGGCUGAUCUGUGUAUGUAUUUUCUGCUUUUGCACUGAAACAGUUGAUGUAAUUUACUCACACCAGUAUAGAAAAGCUUUGAUUAUUAUUCAUCCCAUUCUCAUUCCGUAUCUUCUUUGUGUUAAAUUUGACUCAAAGGAAGAAACAUAAAAAUGAAUUUAACUGAA